This is a messenger RNA of Anopheles arabiensis, 4796 nucleotides long. RefSeq names its product nucleolin-like. Bases 625 to 1887 code for a protein of 420 amino acids. The record is from RefSeq and is a predicted model, not a curated record. Gene Ontology annotation, molecular function: RNA binding. NCBI's taxonomy places the organism in Eukaryota, Metazoa, Arthropoda, Insecta, Diptera, Culicidae. The transcript has 2 exons.
UCCUGGUGAAAAUCAGCUCUAAUUGGCAUCCUUCUUUCCAGUUUCGUAAAACUCUUUGGUUGCACGUCCGAAGCAAUUUGUUAAAUGCCAUAAAAAAAAUGUUAACAUGGAAAUUGCUUGUGAAAGAGUGAGGACAGCAACAGGUACAACAUUAACAAGCUUUCACGGUCUCCUCAACAUACCAUCAAAGUUGGUAGAGCGAGAAUGCAUGUUGUUUUUGUUUUCUGGAAGGGCUCGAAUAAGCUGUCGAUAGUUUUAAAAUGUAUUAGUCAUUAUAAUGUAAAUCUGAGUAUAGAAUACGGUUAUAGAAUGCGGAUAGAACCCAGCAUAGAACCGCGGUUCUGCUUGCUUGUGUUCUUGAUUUGAAUAGAGACCGCAGCCUCAGCAAGCAGUAUGCCAACUGCACCAACCGGUUUAUCCGUGCUGUCACUGUAAUGUCAUCCCGCUGCAGCGAGGAACUGUAAAUAGCAAAGAAAGUGUACCCGUGUUUGCUGCCGCUCGGCACCAAAAUUUAUCACAUUGUAUGACGGUCGGGUGUGUUUUAGCGUGUUACCGAGUGCAAUACAACGUAGUGCUGGACGCAUUCCUAUUGGGCAGUGCAGUGUGCGCCUCGUGGUGUGCGAAAUGGGCGAUAUUCUGUGGUCCCCAGCGAUGAACGAGCCGUCGACGUCGCAGCCGCAGCUGCCGCGGUUUACCGAAAAUGAUCAACUGUUCGACGAGCUGCUGGAAAACAUCGUGUAUGUGGGCAACCUGCCGAAACAGAUCAUGCUGACCGAUCUGAUAGAGCUGUUCAAGUACGCCGGCCGGAUCGAGCGCGUCGCCUGGUACGGUGAGCAUCGUACCGACAUCAACACGAAGGUGGCAUUCAUCCGCUUUCGACACUCGCGGCACGCGAAGGAGGCGGCAAAAUGGGACCGGAUACGCUACCAAGACUCAAUACUCAUCGUGAUGCAGAUAUUCAAGGACCAGUGGUUCGACAUGAGCGUAUCGAUAAUGGUGCGAAACAUACGCGACGAUACAACCGACUGGCAGCUGUACGAAGCAUUUCGACGGUUUGGCAAAAUCUACGGCAUACUGAUACCGACACACGGUACCGCGUACGUGGGAUUUUACUAUGAGGCCGAAACACAGUGCGCACUGGAAAUGAACAACAACAUGUUCAACGGCAACAGGAUGCGAGUGGAAAUGUUGCGACGGAACCUGCCACUGCAGCAGAUCGAUAUAUUCGAUAUCACGAAGAACGAGGUGCGCCUGCUGCGCGACAUGCUGCUCGAGGUGGACGAAAAGCUCGAACAGUUUUACUCGGCGUACGACGAAGCGUUCAACUACUCCUCCAAAGAUUACCGCCGGUGGAAGCGGAAGCGGCGCCGCGUAACGCCCCUGCUGAGCGAUUCCAGCUCGUCGUCCGAGAGCAGCUCGUCCAGCGUGUCGGAGAUAUCGAACCGCAGUGCGACCGAGGUGCGGCGCAUACUGUGCGGCUCGAACGAGGAGAACCGCUGUCUCGGCAUCUUCGGCAUGAACCCGGACACGACGGAAAAGACGCUGAUGAAGCUGUUCUCCCGCUACGGUCACGUGAAAGACAUCAAGCUAAUCUACGACGGCAAAACGAACGUGUCGCGCGGCUACUCGUUCAUCUACUUCAAGCAUGCCAGCGAUGCGCGCCGCGCGCAGCGCAAACUGAACGGCACCAUGCUGGAGGGGCGCAAGGUGCGGGUCGACUUUAGCCGCAGCAAGCCGCACGAACCGCGGGCCGACCGGCGCAAGCGCGUCUCGCCCACGGUCGCGUCGACCAGUGCGGAUCGCUGCUGCCAUCGCCGGCAUGGCGCCACCCAUCACAAGAAGCGCAAAAAGCGUCGCGUCUGCUACUCGUCGUCGGACUCGGAAUAAUUGUGCGCUACACGACACGGUAUCGGGCAAGGCGGAAAGCGGAGCGAACGUGGUCACUGACGGUACUGCUGGAAAGCCAAACUCUCUAACCGCCCAUCUUAUCAACCUUACCAGUUUUUAGUGUCACGCCAACAGAAAGGACACAUCAUUAUACCAAUCCUCCCUCCCCUCUUUUUUUAGUUGCUUAUUUUCUAUGUGCUUUUAGGCGUGAUGUCAUCGAUUGGUAACAAUACCAUCAUCGUUUGUUUAAGGCAAGCCCUGCACUAUCAAAACAUCCGGAGACCACAUGGUCAAUUACCAUUUUCUUCAACAACCAUCUCAAGAUUCAUGCGCAACGCUGCAUGCACAGCACAACAGCUUCAAACAAACAAACAAUCGUUCUUUUCCUUGGCAAAUGCCAUCCUCCAACUCAAACAGUGUGCAAAGAACGCAAACAAAAGGCAGUAAAUUCAGCUUCUAUCAAGAACAAAACAGCAGCAACAGCAGCAGCAGCAGCAAGUAAUCAGCAUCAAACACACUUCAAUUCGUAAACGUACAAUAGUUUGUAUUGUUUAUUCGCUGUUUGUCAUUUAGUUGAACAUUGAUAGUACAUAGUUUGUUCUGUUCGUUUGCUUAACACCUUCUCUACGAACUUACGCAUCUUAUUUCCCACCCAGAACUACUUACUCAAUUAUAACAGCACAAUUGAAAACACUUGAAAACAAAACAGUUUAGUAAACAGAGAGAGAGAGAGAGAGAGAAAGAGAUAGCGAGAUAGAUAGGUUCGAGAUACCCGAAACCGCAAUUCGACGGUUUCAGUUGGAAACUGGAUAAAGACAGGACAGAUGUAUGUUUUGUAUGUAUGGUUUAUAUAUAUAAUAUAUAUAUAUAUAUAUAUAUGUGUGUGGUAAAUCCGCGGUACCAACGAAACAGGAAACUGAUGGAAGAGAUUGAAAUUCUGUUCCGAAUACGCACGCAACACAUCUCAGACGAUGUAGAGAACAUUAUUUGUGUGGCAAAACACACUCGUGAUGGAAAAACUAAACCGCCGCUAAACGAGUAGCGAAUGGUGGUACAGUGACCAGUUUGGCACUGUGAACGAUAGGAGAGACAUAGAAGACACAGAAGAGAGAAGGAGUGAAUCGGAAACAAACGUUAUUAAGAAAACGUCUUUAACACCUUAAGUGUGGUGUGGCAAGUAAUAUCCCUUCCUGCGUUGGGAAAGUGCAGUAGGGCGAUGGAAUGCUUGCAACAUAGCAUUUGUUAUGUACAUUAGGUUGUUGGAAGCCCGCUCGAACGGUUUGCAUGUCAAAAGCCUCAUUGAGGUCUCAUUUUACUGCUUAAUUACGGAGGAGGAUUUAGAUUCUAGAGGUAGGAAAGGGAUCGAAGUAAAACAAAUCGAAACGAUGGGACAGUAAACCAAGCCACUGAAGAAAAACUCGUGUGAACAGCUCGAACCACCCUCGGCAUCGGGACAGAAAUAAGUGAUUGAUCAAGCGAACUCCUACCCGGAACGUUCGAUGUCAUAGUGACUGAUUAAACGAUGCACUUCGAUGUGUGUUGUGCCUGCUCGGUAGCAAAUGCGUCCAUCAACAUUUCGUUUAUUCGUUGUAUUCGUGGAAGUGAUGAUCGUGGGCCACUCGCGGAACCUGACCUCGCUUCCAACAACCAACAAUAUUCGACAGUACAGCAUCAACGAUAAGGUCAAUCCACCCAAACCACAACCCGGCUAUCCAACUGACGCCACGCCAGUGCCAGACCCAACGGUCGCUCCACGUGCUCAAACCACAUGGUGCGGUACGGCUCCGGUGCCGUAUGCAGGAUGGUAUUCGGUACCAUUGACGGUGCCCGUGCCGCCUGCAGCAGCAGCAGCAGCGGCCACUGCAGCCGCCGCGGCCGCCGCUCGUUGCAGCGAGGGAUGAUGCAUGUGGUGUGUCGCUGUCGUAGUUGCUCCAGCUGCCACCGAGCCUGCCGGUGCCGUGGCCGAUCCAUGCAGGCUGUGGUGGGGCUGCGACGGUUGCUGCUGGUGAUGUAGGUGCGCAUGGUGGUGCGAUUGUUGUGGCGGCUGCGACUGCUGAUGUUGCGCCGAAUGGUUGUUGUGUUGCUGCUGCUGCUGUUGCUGUUGGUGAUGAUGAUGGUGAUGCUGGUGAUGGUGAUGGUGGGGGGCGUGAUGGGCGGUCGUCGCCAGCACACCCGGGUAUAGCUCGGGCGAACGACCGUCGUGGGUGGGCGUGCCGGCCAGCAGCUCCGACAUGAAGCCAAUGUACGUUAUCGCCAGGCGCAGUGUUUCGAUGCGCGACAACCGUUUCUCGUACGCGAAGGUGGGCACUUUGCGGCGCAGCUUGUCGAACGCUUCGUUCAGGUUGAACAUGCGGCGCCGUUCGCGUAUGUUGGCUGCGCGCCGCUGUGCCAUCGACGCUACCCGGCGGCGCGUUUUCUUUGUCGACCCACUGGACGGUGCUGGUUGUGCGCCACGUGGCGAAAGCCGCUGGCUGACAAAGCUGCCGACCUGCUGCCGGGGCCAGAUAGCUGUAAGAAAUGAAAAAGAAACAAAAUAACAGGAAAGAAAUUUAAAAUCCGAAAGUCAAAUGCCGCUGCACUGUGCUGUGUGUGCGUGUGUGUAACGUUCAAUGUUUCUUCCUCCCAUCAAUUUCCAACACACGUACGACAGUGGCAAACAUUAUCAAUAGCCAUGGCUGUGGUUCUCAAACACAAAGCAAAGAUCAGCAUCAAAUCAGCGAUCCACACGCGCUUUUUUACAUCAUCUCCAACCGUCCCACGCAUGGUACAACGUUCAAACGAGCAGAUCAACGCAGAGUCAUCGUCAAUGUACAAUGAAUGUCAAACCUACUGUAUGCAUCCAUUUAUGAAAAACUGUUUAAAAAGAGAACCAUUAAACGCGAUACUGUAUAGUAACGAACGAGUUGUAA